This is a messenger RNA of Necator americanus (New World hookworm), 849 nucleotides long. RefSeq lists its product as uncharacterized. The coding region runs from base 1 to 849 and encodes 282 amino acids. Gene Ontology annotation, molecular function: oxidoreductase activity, acting on the CH-OH group of donors, NAD or NADP as acceptor. Lineage: Eukaryota; Metazoa; Nematoda; Chromadorea; Rhabditida; Ancylostomatidae. The record is from RefSeq and is a predicted model, not a curated record. Gene Ontology annotation, cellular component: lipid droplet. The transcript has 8 exons.
AUGGUUUGCAAAUCGAUUCGCGAGGUGUUCGAUGCACUUGUUACUAACUUUGGACCCCGUAGAUUCAAGAAGCAAAAGAAUAUCGCUGGACAGGUUGUUUUGAUCACUGGCGCCGGGAAUGGGAUCGGCCGAUUGAUCGCAAAGAAACUUGUCGCUACUGGUUGCAUAUUGGUACUGUGGGAUAUUGACGACAUUGGUAACGAUCAAACGAAGCGACUAUGCGAGGAAUACGGUGGGGAGGCCUACACCUACCAUGUGGACAUGUCCGAUCGACAAGCGAUUUACGCCACUGCGUCGAAGGUGACGUCGGAUGUUGGUGUCGUCAACAUAGUGAUUAAUAACGCCGGGAUACUACGAGACGCUGGUGAUUUUUUGAAAAAAUCCGAUGAGUUCAUUGAGAGAACGAUACGUGUGAAUAUGAUGUCACACAUAUGGAUGGCAAAAGCAUUUCUACCAGCGAUGAUAGAGCAGAAUUGUGGACAUAUCGUGUGCGUUUGUUCGCUUUCAGGAAUUGUCGGUGCAAAAGAUAUUGUUGACUACUCGGCAUCGAAAUUUGGUGCUUUUGGAUUUCAGGAGGCGCUUGAAAAUGAAAUGUACCAUCGCGGUCAUGACAUACACUUCACAACGAUCUGUCCGUCAUAUAUCCAAACCUCAAUGGUUGACGAAAUUCCACUUUCCAGUUCAACGGAUUUCUUAUCACCGACUGUUGUGGCUGACGAGGUCGUAUUUGCGACAUUAACCAAUAAGAGGAUAGUACUACUACCGAAAAUGGUGUACCUUUUAUACGCAGCGAAAGGACUGCUUCCACGGCGAACAUUUCAAAGGCUUCUGUUGCACCUGCAGAAAUGA